Messenger RNA from Corylus avellana, 2517 nucleotides. RefSeq lists its product as uncharacterized. The record is from RefSeq and is a predicted model, not a curated record. Gene Ontology annotation, molecular function: protein binding. Lineage: Eukaryota; Viridiplantae; Streptophyta; Magnoliopsida; Fagales; Betulaceae.
CGCCCGACUGCCCAAGUCGCAGCCUAAGCACAUAGCUCGUCCGUACAACAUCUUCGUCUUCAAUAGGCGAUCCAUCAUCCCACAAUGAAAACCCAAAUUUUCGUGAAUCCCACUAAUUAUUCGAACCCUCAAUUCUCGCCCUCGGUUUUUCGCUUUGAUUUUCCGCCAUUUUCUGGGGAAAGUCUAAACCUUCUUCGUUUGUCCCGAAGGAAAUGGCUUCAAAGUCCCCAACCCCACAGAAUUUGCUCUGUGAGAGCCUCUUGUGCUUCUGGCUCAGCGAGUUACGGCGGGUGGGACGAGUUGAGACUCGUUGGUGACUCGGAGAGCACUGGUGAGUCGGAUCAGUUUCGCGAUUUUCUUGUUUCUUUGAAAGCCGAUGAUGGAAAGCAUAUAUUCGUGUUUCUUUUGGGGCUUGUAUGUGCCCUGGCCAUUUCUAGGGUUAGGGUUUCUUCGAUUGUUGUGUUUCCAGCUUCAAUUUUGGUUUUUGCUAUCGGGUUCUCGUUUGGGUUUGUUCGUGGAGGAAAUUUCAGUGAGGUGGGUGUAAAUGGAGGUAAGAGAAGGGCAAAAGAAGAGAUUUCAUGGUUUUAUACUGAGAAAUUUAAGAACUUAGUGACUUUUUUUGAUGGGUUUGAUGUUAAGGUUAAUAAUUUAAAGAAUGAUAUAGCAAAAGCUAUUGAUAAUAAAGAAAUUACUCUAGGUGAUUUGGAAAAUUAUGUAAAUGAGAUGGAAUCAAUUAGUUUAUCAGCUUUGAAUGCAAGAAACCUUGCCGAGGCUUCUAUGGAUAAUGUGGGGAAAUCUAAUGUAGUGUUAGUGGAGAACCAGAGGCCAAGUAGAAGAAAGAAAGAGCUGGGUGAAAUUGGGUUUGAGUUGUUGCAAUCUGUUGGAAGUUUGUUUGGAGAGAAUUUGGUUGGUUCCAAGCCUAAUAAAGUGAAAGAUAACAUUAAGCGAGAAACUGUAGAGAGUGUAGUAAAUGAUCAAACUCGAGCAAAUGUUUCUACUUCUGCAGUUGAAGAGAGUAAUUUCAGUUCAGUUAUUGAUAGUAAAGGAACUGGGAAUUUGAGUGUGUCUCAAGAAUCAUCAAAUAAGUCUGCUUUUGAUGAGGAUGGAGGUAGACGGACAAUAAAUGAUUCACAAAAUGGGAAAAUGAGUUCAGGGGAGAUGCAUGGCAGUGGUAAAAGAUUUAUUGACGGAGAAGAGUAUAGUUACCGGAGUAACAGUUUGCGAUUUAUGAAUAACCAGAGUUUCUCUGUGAAGACGGGCCGUAAUAACAAAACUGAGAUGUGGGAAUCCCAUGAUAGACUGUUUAAUUCUGAGGAGUUUAGAGUGAGGAUGAAACAUAUGGGAACUGAAGCUUCCUUUGUACAAGAGCAGAUGCUCAAGAAAUCCAGUGGAGCUUACCAGACUUCUCUCAAUAGGGAGAAGAGCAACGAUAAGUCUUACAGUUUUCAAUUUAGAGAAGAGGAGACGAAUCAUGAAGAUGAUUCCCAUAUGGCUAAUGACCUGUCUUCACAUGAGAGUGAGGUUGGUUCCUCUUCAUCUCCGAAGGUUUCAGAUGAUGUGGUGUUUGAUAGGUAUCUUACAGAAGCUAAUGACCUUUUGAAACAAGCAAAGGAGUUGAUGAGGAGAAAACGUGACGUGGAGCGUGCUGAAAUCAUAUUGUACAGGUCUGCCAAGUUACUCUCCAAAGCCAUAGCUAUGAAGCCCAUGAGUUUGUUGGCUGUGGGCCAACUAGGCAACACCUAUCUUCUUCAUGGAGAAUUGAAAUUGAAGAUUAGUCGGGAGUUGAGAACUCUCCUUUCAGGAAGUGAGCCCUUAUCCAUUGAGAAAUGGAACGGAAUGCUCAAGGGAUUAGAUGCCCGCAUCACUAGUAAAGAUGAACUUGCAUCUGUCCUUGUUAAUGUGUGUGAAGAGUGCGAAGAACUUCUUCUGGAGGCAGGCAGAAAAUAUAGGCUGGCGUUAUCAAUUGAUGGGAGCGAUGUAAGGGCCCUAUACAAUUGGGGUAUUGCGCUCUCUUUCCGCGCCCAAUUAAUUGCGGAUAUUGGACCGGAAGCUGCUUUUGAGGCUGACGAAGUGUUCUUGGCUGCAAUUGAUAAAUUUGAUGCUAUGAUGUCCAAAGGCAAUACUUACGCACCUGAUGCUUUGUUCAAAUGGGGUGUGGCUUUGCAGCAAAGAUCUCGCUUACGGCCAAGUAACAGUAAAGAGAAGGUGAAGUUAUUGCAACAAGCCAAGAGGCUAUAUGAAGAUGCACUGCACAUGGACUCCAGCAAUCUCCAAGUAAGAGAAGCCCUAUCAAUUUGUGUGUCUGAGCUUAGUUUUAGGUACUUCUAGUCAGUUCAUAACAAAACAAUCAACUCAAAUUGCUCUGCAUCCAUCUUUGUUUAUACUAUUUUUUUUUCCCAAGUUUUGUCCCUUCUCCACCUUUGGAGUGCAAAAGGCAUAAUGGAUAGCCUCUUCCAUCCUUUCGUAAUAUUAAGAAUAACAUUGUUGUAAUAAUAAGAAAGAAAUCCUUUCAUCUCU